CAAAUCAUCUCCACCUAAACCCUCAACAAAACCUUGCAUUGCUCGCUGCUGCUGCUACCUGAAGGUAAAACCAUGGCGUCCAUUGAUCCAUCCAUGAAGAAGAAAAAGAAGACGAAGACGAAGACGAAGACAUCACGAAACGGCGUCGCAGAUAUCAAAACCCUAGGUGAACAGUUACUCUCAUCCGCAUCACACAUCAACAACCUCCCUCUCCUCCUCACCUUCGUUUCCCCUUCUUCACCACCUCGCGACCUCAUCGAAUCGCUCAUCUCCCUCCACUCCUUCUUCCUCCCUCAACUCCCUCAGCUCCCUUCCUCCGCCGCCACCGCCUCCGACGCCGACGACCCGUCGCAGUUCAUCUACCUCACCUGGCUGCGUUCCAAGUUCGACGAGUUCCUUAAGUCGCUCAUCGAUGUCCUCGCCUCGCCGCAAUCCGAUGAAGAAGUUAAGGAGCCUGUGUUGGAUACCUUCAUGGAGUUUAUCAAGGUGGCUAAUGGUGGCUCCUUCCACUCUGCUUUGUAUCACAGGCUUCUGCAUAGUAUUGUUCACUCUACUAGUUCACCUGCAUUUUUGGUGGAUUUACUUGCAUCAAAGUAUUUCAAGUAUAUCGAUGUCCGUUAUUUUACCUUCAUAAGCCUAGAAAAACUCAUUAGAACGAUGGAGGGAAAAGAUAUCUCAGGUGCAUAUCGCACAGAUGAAGAUCAAUUGAGCUCAAAUAUGGAGUAUGUCAUCGACAAUUUGUAUUACACACUGUCACAUGUCCCCCCUCUUGAAGGAUCGGAUAAUACAUCUGUUUUAGAAAUGUGGAGCAGAUCAGAAAGUGAUCAAAAGCAGCUUUCUGGAGAUAUGGAUGAAGAUGGUAAGCAGCUGAAUCCCAAGAAGCUUGCCAAUAAUGUAUUAUCUGCAGCCAAAAUAGCAAAGAAGAUGAAAUUAAAAUUUACGAAAGCAUGGAUUGCGUAUCUUAGAUUGCCACUUACACUUGAUCUGUACAAAGAGGUUCUCGUUAACCUUCACCAAGCAGUAAUUCCUCAUCUGUCUAAUCCCAUCAUGUUAUGUGAUUUUUUGACAAGGUCAUAUGACGUGGGUGGUGUAGUCAGUGUGAUGGCUCUUAGCAGCCUCUUUGUCCUAAUGACCAAGUAUGGAUUGGAAUACCCAAAAUUCUAUGAAAAACUAUAUGCCCUCUUAGUUCCAUCUAUCUUCUUGGAAAAACAUCGAGCAAGGUUUUUCGAGCUUCUUGAUUCUUGCCUCAAGUCACCACUUCUUCCAGCUUACCUGGCUGCUUCCUUUACGAAGAAAUUGAGUAGGUUGUUGCUUUCGGUUCCUCCUUCAGGGGCAUUGGUUAUCACAGCUCUGAUCCACAAUGUUUUGCGUAGACAUCCUUCAAUCAAUUGUUUGGUGCACCGGGAAGACGCUGUUGAUGAAGGGAAAGGUGAUCAAAGAACAGAUGAAGUAAUUUCUGCUGACUCGGACAAUGCCAAGACUAGUAUCACGCCCUGCCAGAAAUCAGGCAUUGACCACUUUAACAUUGACGAAACUAAUCCUGUGAAGUCAGGCGCCAUGAGAAGUUCUCUUUGGGAAAUUGAUACUGUUCGUCACCACUACUGCCCUUCUGUCUCAAGGUUUGUGUUGUCUCUGGAGAAUGAUUUGACAGUCAGGGCCAAAACAAGUGAAGUUAACGUUGGUGAUUUUAGUGCCGGUUCAUAUGCAACAAUAAUUGGAGCAGAGAUAUCACGGAGGGUGAAGCAGGUUCCCCUAGCAUUCCACAGAACAAUUCCACCCUCUUUGUUUUCAGAGAAUGAUUUUGCUGGUUGGACUUUCGAUUGUGGAGAAACCCCAGAAAGUAUCAAUGACAAUGAGAACGCUACUAAAGAUUUAUCAGAACGCGAACACUGUUCUGCGAAAAGACAACGAAAUAUGUAGGUAAUUUAUCUCCAUUCUUUUGGUGGGUAACGAUUGAAGUAUAAGCAUGUAACAUUUAUUCUUAUUUAUUACACCAUAAGCAAAUAGCAUAGGUCUGUUAUUUAUUCAUGUCUACUAUAAUGUGGGCUGAAAAGUGUGUGAAGCCCAAAAUGUCACUCCCACUCUUCAAGUUCACAUUUUUUUUUUGAAAUAUCCAAUCUGGCCUCUGGCCCUCCUUUUUAUUUCAA
Molecule: messenger RNA, 2147 nt
Organism: Lotus japonicus
Lineage: Eukaryota; Viridiplantae; Streptophyta; Magnoliopsida; Fabales; Fabaceae
Product: protein NUCLEOLAR COMPLEX ASSOCIATED 4
Exons: 14
Coding region: 73-1920 (615 amino acids)
Biological process (GO): ribosome biogenesis
Cellular component (GO): small-subunit processome; nucleolus; Noc4p-Nop14p complex
Source: RefSeq, a predicted model, not a curated record